CGCCUCUCCACCUCAACCUUGAUGCUGGGCCGAAAACUACGCCAUAUCACCAUCGCGUGAAGCAAGCCUAUGGGCUCAAAAGCCCGGCUCUCUGAAGAACAUCUUCGUCUAUUCACUUCUUCGUCUUCUUUCCGUGUCGACAGUCAGUGACUGAUUACCGAAAAACUGGAGUUUAUCGCGAUCACGACGAUUCUCACGUCCAGCCGCUAUCAUGGCGUACAUUUUCUAUAGUCUGACGUUCUUUUCUCUUCUCUUUGCUACAAUACUUUUUAUCACGCGCAACUUCUGGAAGCCUUACGCUCCACCCAUUCCAUACAUCACCGCGCCCGGAACAAUUCCCGAACCCAUCUACGAUCUCGUAUCAAAUGUUCGGAAUUACAUUGAUUCUUUCCGCUACUCGCGACUCCCUACCUCGUUUCAGGACGAUGCCGAGGCAGGACUACAUUCCACCAACUUCGAUCUCGCGGAGAACAUCGAGGCGGAGGAUAGUCGCCGAGGUCUGGAUGAGAAUGCCAAGAGGGAGGUCUACAUUAUCAUGAAGAGAAACAAUGUCAACUUCGAUGAGGCGAGAAGAAUCUUUAUCGAGCAGAAGUUUGGGAGAGAGGGAAUUGCGGCGGAUGGAAGACCGCUGGAUAGGAAGGCUGUUAUGUUCAGCUGAACGGUUGUUUCUCCGAUACCCAGAUUUGAUGAUGUGUCAGUUUACUGUUGCCAGGUCAAAUAGCAGACUGCUUUGGGGGGUUUUACACGUAUGCGUAGCUCAUGUGUUGCACGUUCAAUCAUAUUCCUAUGUGGAUGCACCAUCGACGACCAA
Dissoconium aciculare CBS 342.82 is the source of this 811-nucleotide messenger RNA. RefSeq lists its product as uncharacterized. Bases 212 to 658 code for a protein of 148 amino acids. The transcript has 2 exons. The record is from RefSeq and is a predicted model, not a curated record. Lineage: Eukaryota; Fungi; Ascomycota; Dothideomycetes; Mycosphaerellales; Dissoconiaceae.